This is a messenger RNA of Trichoderma reesei QM6a, 351 nucleotides long. RefSeq lists its product as uncharacterized. Lineage: Eukaryota; Fungi; Ascomycota; Sordariomycetes; Hypocreales; Hypocreaceae. The coding region runs from base 1 to 351 and encodes 116 amino acids. The transcript is spliced from 2 exons. The record is from RefSeq and is a predicted model, not a curated record.
AUGUCUUCCCGCAGCGCCAUCUUCUACGGCAAAUCCAAGUAUGAAACCCUUCCAUUCAAGUCUUCAUCUACUCUUCGUAGAAGCCUGCAUCUAUCGGCGCACCAUCCAAAGACUGUCCGGGACAAUGACGCUCGCGGUGCCCAAUCCGCCACUUUCAAUCACGUCCCUGACAGCCCAACCUACAGCUUGAAUCGCUUCGCCGCCGGCCACUCCCAAUCACGCCCGCCGCCAGGCUUGAACCAGGCCGUGACUGAAGACAAGGCAAUAGCAAACGGACAAGCCCGCGCCUCUGCUAAAAUACGCACAUUUGAUACGCGUUUCAACAAUGCCAAUCGACCGCCGGAGGGAUAA